AUGGCCGACGACAGAAAAAUCGACUCGAUCAGUUCUCUACCAGAUGUGAUCCUCCAACAUAUCCUCUCUUCUAUUCCGACCAAACUCGCCGUCACAACUUCCCUCUUGUCCAAAAGAUGGAGGCACGUAUGGUGCGAUACACCUUGUCUCUCCUUAGAUAUCGACAGAAGAGCGACGGCUGUUUCAAUAAAAGAAACCCUAACUCGCUACACUGCUCCCAAUGUGAGUAAUUUUCAUCUCAAAACAACCAUGGGGAGGAGUGUUACCCACAUGGAGAUGUGGAUCAAGUUUGCCAUCUCCCACAACGUGGAGAAUCUGUCCUUGGAUUUGUGCACUCCUUACGAUCGUUAUAAUAAUGAAAAGUAUGCGUAUCCUGAUUUCUCCUUCAUCAAUUCCUCUGUGUGUUGGACAUCACUGAAGAAGUUGUCCUUGUGUGAUUGUUGUCUCUCUGAUGAAUCCUUGGCUAAAAUUUUAUCCGGUUGUCCCCUUCUCCAAAGCUUAACACUGUCUUGCUGCGAUGAACUGAUGGUUGUUGAUCUCAGCAAAUCACUACAUCUGACAACAUUAAAAAUAAACCGGGACGUUUGUUUUACGGGGCCAAAGCAGAUUGUGGCACCACAUAUCCAUCGUCUCAAAAUGUUGUUUAACUAUAAAUCUCCAUGUCUUUUAGUUGAUGUCUCGUUUUUAGUCGAAGCCAACCUGGGCAUUUGCUAUUCCCCGAUGCCAUAUACCGAACAUGCUGAUUUUUUUCAAGAGAUGGUGCUAAAGAUGCUAGAGAAGUUGCAAAACGCAGAGAAGCUUACGUUUGGGGAAAACAUUCUUCAGAUUUUAUCACUUGCACAGAUUCGUGGUGUUCCUUCUCCGAUGUUGAAAGUCAAAGAUUUGACACUUGAGACAAACAUCGAUCAGUAUGUUAUUCCUGGUGUUGAAAGGGUUUUACAAAACUCACCUCACUUAAAGAAGCUAACAGUCCACACUAUGCACAACAGCACCAUACAGGGGUCACUUCUUGACAAGUACUUGAUGAAGAAAGGCUUGAGUUCGGAUAUGUGCUGGAGAUCAAAAGAUGGGGUCAUUUGGAAUAAGAACGCCUCGGAUAUAGUGUCAAAGCAUGUGACGUCAUUCUUGGAACUUAUGCUUAAAAACACAAAGGCAUUGGAGAAGAUUGUCGUACAAUUGGACAACGAUUAUCUUAAGUUUCAAGAGGUGGUUACAGGACUUGCUCACAACAACAAUGUCCCCAUUCUGCUCUCACCGAGCGUGAAGACAAUAGAUGAGUGGUUUAAUACAGGUUAUUAG
Molecule: messenger RNA, 1299 nt
Organism: Microthlaspi erraticum
Lineage: Eukaryota; Viridiplantae; Streptophyta; Magnoliopsida; Brassicales; Brassicaceae
Source: the annotation of a GenBank genome assembly